AUGAGUCGGCUCUGCCGAAGUGAUACCACUGCCUUACAGAAAACCGGCGCGAAACAAGCAACCAACAAGUUGUGGUUCUCCGUUUCCUUUCGCUCUCCACCAGAUUCAGCAGUGCAGAUUCGGACCCGUAGCCAGGACCGUGAAUCACACGAACCUCCUAACACAACCUCCGACAGGAAAUGUUUGGCUCUCCUAGGUUGGGUAGUCAAGGAACCAGACCCGAGCUUACGGCGCGUAGCGUUCCGCGCGCGCCUCAAAGAGCCAAUAGACCACCACAGACGGGGCCCAACAGGGCUGAUGUUCAGCCGGGGUUGCGAGGUAAGCGCAAUGAGGCACCGCGACCUCGGCCCAGAGCAGGAGAAGGAACGGGCGGUUUUUAGUCACUGCAAGGUUGUGCCGUGUGCAUACAAGCGUGUAAUGUUGUCGGUGUACGUCGCGCUCCAGCCAGGUGAGGCUGUGUCGGAGUGUGCGCGCUGUAGCUGUGUGCGUGAGACAGGUGAAUUAGUGGCACGUCCUGGCUUCCCAGGGCGGCAGAGGAGGCACGAGGGCUCCUUGGAAAUAAUGGAGCAGUGA
Molecule: messenger RNA, 573 nt
Organism: Spodoptera exigua (beet armyworm)
Lineage: Eukaryota; Metazoa; Arthropoda; Insecta; Lepidoptera; Noctuidae
Source: the annotation of a GenBank genome assembly